Paramisgurnus dabryanus is the source of this 2806-nucleotide messenger RNA. RefSeq names its product solute carrier family 7 member 6 (gene slc7a6). Gene Ontology annotation, molecular function: L-amino acid transmembrane transporter activity. The record is from RefSeq and is a predicted model, not a curated record. Gene Ontology annotation, cellular component: membrane. Lineage: Eukaryota; Metazoa; Chordata; Actinopteri; Cypriniformes; Cobitidae. Gene Ontology annotation, biological process: amino acid transmembrane transport.
GCAGAAAAACGCACGUGAUGUCAAUUUUACCGGCAUCACGUGACUUUCUUGGCAGCUCGCCCUUCGUGUUUCAGGGUUUGUGCUGUAGUUAAAGAUGCUCGUCUGUCUGCUAACCUUAUGACUUGGACAAAGGGGUGUAAACAGAGGACACGUAAAGGUUGGACAAGGCCGCCGAGGACCUUACCUCUGUCAGAGCACUGGUACAAAGACCUGUGGAAAAAAUGGAAAACAGCCCAGAAUCCCAAAAACUGAAUGGCCAGCCUGAGGGUCCUGAAGCCCCCUCACAGCCUAAAGAAAGCAUGCAGCUAAAAAAGGAAAUCUCUUUGCUGAAUGGCGUCAGCCUUAUUGUGGGCAACAUGAUUGGUUCAGGGAUUUUUGUGUCUCCGAAGGGAGUUCUUUUCUACAGUGCCUCCUAUGGACUGUCACUAGUCAUCUGGGCCAUCGGGGGCAUCUUUUCAGUGGUGGGGGCUCUCUGUUAUGCCGAACUGGGCACAACCAUUCCCAAGUCCGGUGCCAGCUACGCUUACAUCCUAGAGUCGUUUGGAGGCUUCAUUGCGUUUAUACGUUUGUGGACGUCACUGCUCAUCAUCGAACCGACGAGUCAGGCUGUCAUCGCCAUCACUUUCGCAAACUAUUUGGUUCAGCCGCUCUUCCCCACAUGCGAGGCCCCGUAUUCUGCUUCUCGCCUCAUUGCUGCUGCCUGUAUAUGCCUCCUGACCUUUAUUAAUUCUGCUUAUGUCAAGUGGGGUACCAGGGUGCAAGAUGUGUUCACUUACGCUAAAGUGCUGGCCCUCAUCGUCAUUAUCAUCACUGGGAUUAUCAAACUGUGCCAAGGUUACACAAUGAAUUUUGAGGACUCUUUUCAAGGCUCUUCUCGAGACCCAGGAGCGAUUGCUUUAGCCUUGUACUCUGCACUUUUCUCAUACUCGGGCUGGGACACUCUUAACUUUGUCACUGAAGAGAUUAAGAACCCUGAAAGAAAUCUUCCUCUUUCCAUUGCCAUCUCCAUGCCGAUCGUUACGAUCAUCUACAUUCUCACAAACGUCGCCUACUAUGCAGUGCUUGAUAUAAGUGCCAUCCUUGCCAGCGAUGCUGUUGCUGUGACGUUUGCAGACCACACUCUGGGUGUGAUGAGCUGGACCAUCCCUAUUGCGGUCGCUUUGUCAUGCUAUGGAGGGCUUAACGCUUCAAUCAUUGCUGCAUCAAGGUUAUUCUUCGUGGGAGCUCGAGAGGGUCAUCUCCCUGAUGCGUUGUCCAUGAUUCACAUGGAGAGAUUCACACCAGUUCCCGCACUGCUCUUUAAUUGUGCCAUGGCUCUUUUAUACCUGACUGUGGAGGACGUGUUCCAGUUGAUUAACUAUUACAGCUUUAGUUAUUGGUUUUUUGUUGGCCUGUCCAUCGCCGGGCAGAUCUACCUUCGCUGGAAAGAGCCAGACAGACAUCGACCACUGAAGUUGAGUCUGGUGUAUCCUAUCAUCUUCUGCAUGUGCGUUGUGUUCCUGGUGGCUGUGCCUCUUUAUUCGGACACACUGAACUCAUUUAUCGGGAUUGCCAUUGCCCUCUCUGGGGUGCCCGUUUACUUCUUGGGUAUCUAUCUUCCAGAGUCUAAGCGCCCACCCAUCAUCACUAAACUACUGCGUGCCAUUACGCGCUUCACCCAGUUCACCUGCUUUUGUGUGCUCACUGAAAUGGACACGAGUGAAUGAAUCACAUUUAAUGUAUUUAUCAGAUACUCACACCCACCACACACUUUAAUGACUUGAGGGGAGAAGAAACCAAGAUCUGGAGAUAAGGGACGCACAUAUUCCACACUGUUUAACUGCGUUGGAUUUCUCUUUUUUUGUUAUAAUUAAAGGUCUCUGUUGAGGCUAUGGUGCACUGUGGUGGUAGUAAUACUGCAUCAUGAACCACGUGGCAUGAAAAUAAGGUCCAGCUAAAGACUUCUGGUUCAGACUGGCGUCAGAGCACUCAAAUGAUGCAGUAUUGAUUUGUAUUGCUGUCAGAAGAAUGCGGAUUUGAGCAGGAUGCAAUGGUUGGGAAUAUGGACAAGUGCUCAGUAGGUAUUUGUCCUUUUUUUUCAUGGUUUUGUUUAAAAUUAAGUGUUUAAGAUAUACUGUCAAUUUGUUUUGAUUACUUAUCCACAUUUUUAAAGACAUCUUAUUAGCCUCUUUAUGGUUUCACACCCACAACCAUUUUGUUAGUGUUUGAAAUGUUUUUUUGUCUUUGCAAGGCCAAGGUCGAUUUUGCCACAUCACGCCUUAAAUUGGUUUUAAAGGGAAGGUGAUUUUAUACACUUGAACAUUUAAACCUGCUGCUAUGCAGACCUUUGGCUUAUAUACUUUGCUGCUUUUGUAUGUUUUAAAAAAAAUCACUUGAUCACUUUGGGAAAGGAAAGAGGAUAGAUGAAGAGUUUAUCAGAUGUGCUGGAAACAUUUGUAGACCGUAUUUAAGUAUUUUUGGACCUCUACUGUCUGCAUUUGUUUCCUUUUAUCCAUUUUUGCAUUAAAAAAAAUCUGGCAGAAGUGAGCAAAGGUUUGUCUGUAAUGCUCACUUCCUGGUGACCUGAGAAGGGCUGCAAAAACGGUGCAAUCCAUGGAUUGGACAUUACUGAAAUGGCAGUCAAACUCGCAAUAAACAUCAUUUGUUGAUAUUCCAUCACAACUCAGGAUGCCAGUCCAGAUAUUUUCUGAACUAUUUUACCUUUACAUUCCGAAAUACACUGCACAGGACUUUUAAACUAUUUUUGUUUAUUGCUUUUAAUGUAUGUAUGUUAUUUAUUGUAAAGAAUAUCAAUAAAAAACAUUUU